CCAUUUUCUGUAUUUAGUUUAAUGGUCUCUGAAUUAAGUUACAAUUACACAACUGGUUUGUCUGACACAAGUUAAGUCUAUUCCUAAUAUUUUUUGAAGGAAUAUAUGACACAUGUAGAGAAUGAAACUUUAAUAUGGUGUGCAGUUUUUAAAAAAAAUAAAAUAUUCACUCGGGUCACAGUAGAGCCAAGAUUGUACCAUUAUUUGUUGAUGCCAAGACGACAGGUUUUCCAAGUACAUUAUUUAUUGAAGGUUGCAUGGUAAAAUUAGUUUGCAGAUUCACUGAGUCAUAAUCUGAAAAUACAAUUAUAUUUACAUCAGAGUAGGAACUGGGUAAGUGUCAGAUCGCCACCGCCGGAGUUCAAGGAUCAGUGUAGUGCAGUCAGCCUUGGUUAAUCUUGAAGGUGUCAUUUUUACCGUGGCACUGUGCAGCUCUGAAGGCAUUCUUCUGCUUUCCAAUGCUUUGGAAGUCUACAAAGUUUCAUUUUUGCUACAAAGUCAUCAGAAGGUAUCCCUGUUCCCUUCCAAGCAGACGACGGCAAGUUAAAUGAAGGUUCAGCUUAAGGCGCAGAAAUCAUGGAUUGAAGGGGUGUUCUAUAAGCGCGAAUGUGGAAAAAUUAUACCCAGUUCCAAAGAUUCACACAGGUGUCUUCCAGGAUGUCAGAUUUGCCAGAACCUGGUGAGGUGCUGCUGUGGACGGCUGGUUGGCGAUCACCCUGGCUUAGAUAACAAGUUACCAGUCUAUUUAUCAGCUCAUGAUGAUGGAGAGGAGGAGUGGUGCAUUGAGAAUCACACCAUAGCAAGUCCAACUGAUUCUUUUGGUACCAUAGACUUCCAGGAUGGCGCUUAUUCCUACCGUGCUAAGUAUAUUAGAGUCUCAUAUGACACAGAACUGCACCAGUUGCUUUACUUGAUGUUGAAGGAAUGGCUGAUGGAACUACCAAAGCUGUUAAUAUCUGUCCAUGGUGGUAGCCAGAACUUUGAACUUCCUCCAAAGCUGAAACUAAUCUUUGGGAAAGGACUUAUCAAAGCAGCUGAGACUACAGGGGCCUGGAUAGUGACGGAGGGCAUCAACACAGGAACUUCUAGACAUGUUGGAGAUGCGAUAAAAGACCAUACCUCCCCAUAUUUACGAAAGAUCUGCAUAAUCGGGAUUACACCCUGGGGAGUCAUUGAAAACCACCGAGAUUUGAUCGGACAAGAUGUAGUGCGACCCUAUCAUACGCUUGGUAACCCAUUGAGCAAGCUGACCAGUUUAAACAGCAAGCACUCGCACUUCAUCCUAGUAGAUGAUGGAACCGUUGGCAAAUAUGGGAAUGAAAUGAAGCUGAGAAGGAAGCUGGAAAAAUAUAUUGCACUUCAAAGAAUCCAUACUCGGAUGGGCCAAGGUGUCCCUGUGGUGGGGCUGGUGAUUGAAGGUGGACCUAAUGUCAUCCUGACCAUAUGGGAAUAUGUAAGGGAUACUCCCCCUGUGCCUGUUGUUGUAUGUGAAGGAACAGGCAGGGCAGCUGAUCUUUUAUCUUUUACUCAUAAACACACUGCAGAUGGUGGGAAAUUAUAUCCUGGCUUGGAAGAUGAAUUAUUAUUAAUGAUCCAGAAAACCUUUAAUUUUGGGCAGAAGCAAUCAGAUCAUUUGUUUAAAAUUCUUAUGGAAUGCAUGGAGCACAGAGAAUCAAUUACAAUUUUUGAUGCCGACUCCGAAGAACAACAGGACAUUGACUUGGCAAUAUUAACUGCUCUCCUUAAAGGUACCAGUACUUCUGCAUCAGAUCAGCUAAGUUUGGCUUUGGCAUGGGACAGAGUAGACAUUGCAAAGAAAAACAUUUUGGUUUAUGGACAACAUUGGAAGGUGGGAGCCUUGGAACAGGCCAUGCUUGAUGCUCUGGUAAUGGAUCGCGUGGAUUUUGUGAAACUGCUGAUUGAGAAUGGUGUGAGCAUGCAUCGCUUUCUCACCAUCUCCAGACUCGAGGAACUCUACAACACGAAACAAGGUCCAACUAAUCUUUUGUUGCACCAUCUGGUUCGAGACAUGAAACAGAGCAACCUUCCUCCUGGCUACAAAGUCACUUUGAUUGACAUUGGAUUGGUGAUGGAAUACCUGGUAGGAGGUGCUUACAGAAGCCUCUAUACACGGAAAUCCUUCAGACUCCUAUAUAAUAGCCUCUACAGACAACACAAGCGAGUUAGACGUCAUGCUGUCACCAGUCUCACUCAAAGCUGGAGCAACCAUUCCUUGAAUCAGAACAGAGAAACAGCUGCCAGAGUACAAAGUGAUGAACAGAGGCUUCACUCUCAGUUCAUUAGAACAGCUCAGCCAUACAAACGCAAGGAAAAAUCAUCUUCAAACAAUAAGUCAAAAAGGAACCAAAAAAACGGUUUGAGUUAUACAGUGGAGCACGAUUCUGCAGGUUUUAUUUAUCCCUACAAUGACCUGUUAGUGUGGGCUGUGUUGAUGAAACGUCAGAGGAUGGCCAUGUUCUUCUGGCAGCAUGGAGAAGAAGCCAUGGCUAAGGCAGUUGUGGCGUGCAAACUGUACAGGGCAAUGGCUCAUGAGGCAAAGCAGAGCAACAUGAUGGAUGACAUCUCAGAACAGCUAAAACAGUAUUCCAUGGAAUUUGGACAGCUUGCUGUGGAUCUUUUAGACCAAGCAUUCAAACAGAAUGAACGAAUGGCAAUGAAACUGCUGACAUAUGAGCUGAAGAAUUGGAGCAAUUCCACAUGUUUGAAACUGGCAGUGUCAUCAGGACUUCGGCCCUUUGUCUCUCACACAUGCACUCAGAUGCUCCUAACUGAUAUCUGGAUGGGACGGCUGAAUAUGAGGAAGAACUCGUGUUUUAAGGUCAUUUUGAGCAUUCUUCUACCUCCUACGAUUCUGAUGCUGGAGUUUAAGAGUAAAGCUGAAAUGUCUCACAUACCUCAAUCUCAGGAGUUUCAUCAGUUUGUUCGACAGUGCAGUGCACAAAACUCCAGCGCUGCUAGGGAUGAUCAAUCUUCUAUGGAGUUUGAUAUAGAAAAUGGCUCAGAAAAGAUUGUGAAUGAAAUCAUCGGUGCAAGACAGAAAGGACUCCCUUGGACGAGAAAAGCUUAUGAAUUCUACAGUGCCCCGAUUGUCAAGUUCUGGUUCCAUACGAUAGCUUAUUUGGGAUUCCUGAUGCUGUUUACUUACACAGUUUUAGUGAAAAUGGAACCUCUGCCCAGUGUCCAAGAAUGGAUUGUCAUUGUCUAUAUUUUCACUACAGCUGUGGAGAAAGCCAGAGAGAUCUUCACAUCAGAGCCAGGAAAGUUCAGCCGGAAGAUUAAAGUUUGGAUCCAAGAGUAUUGGAACCUCAAUGAUUCUGUGGCUAUAGUCCUCUUUGUUAUAGGGUUUGGCUUACGUUGGACUGACCAGCCAUUGCAGGCAGCUGGAAAGAUCAUCUAUUCCCUGGACUUUAUAUUUUGGUUUGUGAGGCUUCUGGAUUUCUUUACAGUUAAUCAGCAUGUAGGGCCAUACCUGACAAUGAUUGGCAGAAUGACAACAAACAUGUUCUAUAUAGUGAUUUUGAUGGCAAUUGUUCUUUUGAGCUUUGGAGUAUCAAGAAAGGCAAUACUUUCUCCAGCAGAACAACCAUCCUGGCGUCUUGCUCGUGAUAUAGUUUUCCAGCCUUACUGGAUGAUAUUUGGUGAAGUCUAUGCUGGUGAAAUUGAUCCUUGUGAAGAAGAUGCCGAUUGUCCACCAGGCUCAUUUCUUAACCCGUUUCUUCAGGCAGUUUAUCUUUUUGCACAAUAUAUUAUACUGGUCAAUCUACUCAUCGCUUUGUUCAACAAUGUGUACUAUGAAAUGAAAUCCAUGUCUAACAAACUUUGGAAAUACAAUCGCUACCGUUAUAUUAUGACCUAUCAUGAAAAGCCAUGGCUGCCACCUCCAAUUAUUAUCAUCAGUCAUGUAGCUCAGCUACUGAAUCGAAUUUACCAACGUCGAGCCAAAAAUGAGGUGGAUCAAGAAGAAGAGGAUGUUGGUUUAAAAUUGUAUUUAAGUAAGGAGGAAUUGAAAAAGCUUCAUGACUUUGAAGAGCUUUGUGUGGAGAAAUACUUUCACGAGAAGAAUGAAAAUCUUCAUUCAAGUGACAAUGAAAGAAUUCGAGUAACAACUGAACGCGUUGAAGAAAUGGCAAUGCAUUUGAAAGAAGUAAAUGAAAAGGUCCAUUAUGUCAAGGAAUCUUUGCACAGUUUGGACAGUCAACUUGGACAUCUACAGGAUCUCUCAGCCUUGACUGUGGAUACUCUGAAAGUGAUCUCUGCUGUGGAUAGUUUAAAAGUGGACGAUGCCUUCUUAGGGAGCAACACAGAAAGCAGUGACUUCCGAAAACUGCCACAUAGCUGGAGCAAUGUGGUCCACCUGAAUCCUUUGGACAAUUUUUCUGCCAAAGCAAAGCAAAAUUACUUUAGCACUCCACCUUCACUACUUCGGAACUUAGCAAACAGCCAAAAGCCGUCAGUAUGUUAUAAUAGUGCCAACAUUGUAGCUGAAUUACACAAGUCAGAAAAGCAGGAUGAGAACAAACUAGUAUCUUGUGCUGACCUACCUCGUCCCAAGAAGAGAGGGUUGGAAGGUGGUACUGUCAUGUCAGAAGUGUUAUCUGAGCCUAUAUCACCUCAUAAAUAUGCACAAUUAUUCCCAUUUCCCUCCACUGUUGUAAGUUCUAAGCACACAGAUCUACAUUUUAAUUUGUCGCUUCCAAGCUCCCCAACAUCAACCGAUUUAAAUACAAAUGCUCAAAAGCAGGAGAAGAGCCCAUGCAGAACACCAAUACAAUUCAGCUUUCACAACAUGCUCUCUGAUCAGGAUGAGGGUGUAAACUAUGGGAAGCAAUGGGACAUUAUUUGUAUGCAUCCCGAAAGGACUGAUGGAAAGGUGGAUACACUUUCAUUGGACCUACUGGCUUCUCCGUUUGUAAUUGAUGCUCCCCUGCUAUCAGAUAGUCACAAUAGAAAGACUCAGGGUGGCUAUGUCAACUGGGCAUUCAAUGAAGAUGAUGAGCCUGGGAUCUUCAGGGCAAGUUUGAGGAAUCAAAGAAAAAAACGUAUGCAUUCUUUAUUCAAUACUAACUGCACCAAUAGAGAUGAUGGGUCAUGCCAUAUUCAGGUCAAAAAGUCUCAUUCCUUCUCAUUCAAUUCAGACAGAUCUAAGCUUAACAGUGAGAGCUUGGAGUCUUUCUCCAAGCACAAAUACAACAGUAUUUCCUACUGGAUCAAUCCGCUGAGAAGGAACAGCUGGUCUUCUCGAAGAAACAGCUUAAGGUUCAGGAUUCAGAAGGAAGAACAUUUGUGGCGCAGUACAAAAAUAAAAGCCUUUAAAAAACCUUCAUACUCCAUGAGGUCAAAAACAAAACCACAGAAUUGUAGGAGAACAUGCUCCAGACGGCAAAAGAAAUCCCCAAAGCUGCAAGUACCGAUAAUCACAGUAGAUGGGUGUUCUCAGAAGACUUUGGACUCAUCUCAACAAAACGAUGCUGAAAGUGAAAAGAAUGUUGAAGAAAAGGAAUGUAACAAAAAUUGGCUAACUAUCUCCACUUUUAACCAAAUCACAGGUAAUGAAGCCGUCAGUUGUUCAAACCAAAACAUUCGUGAUCAGGGUGGCAGCAUGAUAUCGAAACCAUGCAGUGAAGUUGAAAGGACGUCAUUUGAGGAUCUGACUAAAGAUUUGUUUUUGCCGAAUAACCUAAGCAGGAAGUCAUCGUCAAAUUCAUGUGUUAUUGAUGGAUUUGUUACCUCAUUUAAAACCUCUCAGGAUCUGAACUAUCAUUACUCUGCUGUUGAAAGAAAUAAUUUAAUGAGGCUUGCCCAGACAAUACCAUUCACCCCCGUUGAUCUCUUUGCUGGUGAGGAGGUAACCAUUUACAAGUUGGAGGAGAGUUCACCAGUAAACCUGGACAAGAGCAUGUCCUCCUGGUCUCAACAUGGUUUGGCUGCCAUGAUUCAUGUCCUUUCCAAGGAAGAAAUGGAUGGAGGUCUUCGUCGGGCUAUGAAGGUGUGCUGCACUUGGUCAGAAGAAGAUGUGCUGAAAAGUGGGCAGACUUACAUCAUAAAGAGCUUCCUGCCAGAAGUAGUCAAAACUUGGCAGAAAAUCUUUAGUGAAGGAACUGUGCUCCAUCUGUGUCUGAGGGAAAUUCAGCAGCAAAGAGCUGCACAGAAACUCAUUUACACUUUUAAUCAAAUGAAGCCACAAACCAUUCCUUACACUCCACGGUUUUUGGAAGUUUUCCUGGUUUAUUGCCAUUCUGCUAAUCAGUGGUUGACAAUGGAAAAGUACAUGAAUGGUCAGUUCAGAAAGUACAACAACAACAAUGGAGAUGAGUUAAUUCCGACAAAUCUGCUGGAGGAGACCAUGUUAGCUUUUUCUCACUGGUCGUAUGAAUACACACGAGGGGAACUACUAGUGCUGGACUUGCAAGGCGUUGGAGAAAAUCUGACUGACCCAUCCGUUAUUAAAGCUGAAGAAAAAGCAUCACGAGAAAUGGUGUUUGGACCGGCUAACCUAGGAGAAGAAGCAAUCAGAAACUUUACAGUAAAACAUCAUUGUAACACUUGCUGCAGAAAACUAAAACUACCAGAUCUGAGAAGAAACUUUUAUAACCCAAGCAAAGUAAACCCUCCUGGUGAAGAUGAUCAUUCAACUGCUAAGACAAGUCUGUGACUUUUGGCUUUCUAUUUUUUCACAAGGAAGAAACCUAGAACCUACUUUAUGGAAAUGAAGAAUGCCUAAUCACAUGGAAUGUUUAACAUAAUAUUGCAAAAGUACAAACUAUUACUCAAUACCUAUUCAGCAAUUGUGAAACUGCCAUUGUUAGUAUCAUGCCAGUAAUGUUUAUACUUAAAUUUUGGAUUUG
This is a messenger RNA of Chiloscyllium plagiosum (whitespotted bambooshark), 6866 nucleotides long. It is a transcript of the gene trpm6, whose product is annotated as transient receptor potential cation channel, subfamily M, member 6. Lineage: Eukaryota; Metazoa; Chordata; Chondrichthyes; Orectolobiformes; Hemiscylliidae. Gene Ontology annotation, molecular function: protein serine/threonine kinase activity; ATP binding; monoatomic cation channel activity. The record is from RefSeq and is a predicted model, not a curated record. Gene Ontology annotation, cellular component: plasma membrane; apical plasma membrane. Gene Ontology annotation, biological process: protein phosphorylation; monoatomic cation transmembrane transport; protein tetramerization.